GCCGGCUCCGUGAGCAGCCCCGCUAUGGCGCCCAAAGGCAGCUCGAAGCAGCAGUCGGAGGAGGACCUGCUCUUGCAGGACUUCAGCCGCAACCUCUCGGCCAAGUCGUCGGCGCUCUUCUUCGGGAACGCCUUCAUCGUGUCGGCCAUCCCUAUCUGGUUGUACUGGCGAAUAUGGCACAUGGACCUCCUGCAGUCGGCCAUUCUCUACAGCGUGAUGACCCUCGUGAGCACAUACCUGGUAGCCUUCGCCUACAAGAACGUCAAGUUCGUUCUCAAACACAAGGUGGCACAGAAACGGGAGGACGCCGUAUCCCGGGAGGUGACGCGCAAACUUUCAGAGGCCGAUAACAGGAAGAUGUCCCGGAAGGAGAAGGACGAGAGGAUCCUAUGGAAGAAGAACGAGGUGGCAGACUACGAAGCCACCACCUUCUCCAUCUUCUACAACAACACACUCUUCCUAUUGCUGGUGCUGAUCGCCUCCUUCUUCGUCCUGAAGAACUUCAACCCCACUGUGAACUACAUUCUGUCUAUCAGCACAGCAUCAGGCCUCAUCGCCCUCCUGUCCACCGGCUCCAAGUAGCUAUGGGGUCUGUCGGGAAUAGACGGGUCAGAAGCCCAAAUGGGA
Suncus etruscus (white-toothed pygmy shrew) is the source of this 627-nucleotide messenger RNA. RefSeq names its product signal sequence receptor subunit 3 (gene SSR3). Gene Ontology annotation, biological process: SRP-dependent cotranslational protein targeting to membrane. The record is from RefSeq and is a predicted model, not a curated record. Gene Ontology annotation, cellular component: endoplasmic reticulum; membrane. The transcript has 5 exons. Lineage: Eukaryota; Metazoa; Chordata; Mammalia; Eulipotyphla; Soricidae. Bases 25 to 582 code for a protein of 185 amino acids.